This is a messenger RNA of Saitoella complicata NRRL Y-17804, 1386 nucleotides long. Its product is annotated as MFS general substrate transporter. Lineage: Eukaryota; Fungi; Ascomycota; Saitoellomycetes; Saitoellales; Saitoellaceae. The record is from RefSeq and is a predicted model, not a curated record. The transcript is spliced from 2 exons. Bases 1 to 1386 code for a protein of 461 amino acids. Gene Ontology annotation, cellular component: membrane. Gene Ontology annotation, biological process: transmembrane transport. Gene Ontology annotation, molecular function: transmembrane transporter activity.
AUGUCUUCCCGUCUACGGUCGCUGAUCACCUCCCUCCGGCCCUCAGAGGAGAGGUCUCUGGACCCCGACUUCAAACUUCCCCACCUCCCUUCACUAACCAUCAUCCUCCUCUCCAACGUCCUCCUCCAACUCUCCUUCUACAUCACAAUCCCCUCCCUCUCCUCCUUCACCCGCCACCUCGGCGGCACAAACACCUUCUCAGGCCUCUGUAUCGGAAUCCCACCCCUCCUCGCCGUAGCCCUAACAUACCCCGUCCUCCGCCUCGGUCGCGGACACUACACCUUCCCCCUUCACCUCUGCUGUGGCUCAAUGUUAGUCGGGAAUAUCCUCUAUGGCUGCGCGUAUCGUGCGCAUAGUUUGUGGAUGAUGUUUGCGGGACGACUCGCGUUCGGAGGAGGUUUCGUGUUUUUUAUGUAUCAGAAGCGGUUUGUUGCGGACGGGAGGUAUGUCGGGGUGAGGAGACGGACGACGUUGAGUGGGAGUUUGGUUGUGGGACAGGGGGUUGGGACGAUUUUGGGGCCGUGGUUGGGUGGGGUGUUGUAUAAGGUUGGGUUCGGGAAUGAGGUGUUUACGGGGUAUACGGCCCAGGCAUGGAUCCUCGCUGCUAUGUGGCUGGUCUUCUGGUUCUUCGCAUGGAGAUAUUUCAAAGAAGAGGAUCCGUCGAUCGUGUCAACUCUAUCCACCACCUCACUUCCGCCUUCGUCGGAACCACAAACUAACGACAAGGAAAAGGAAGGUGCGAUAACGGACCUAACCUCCGCCGCCCCAACGGAGCCGUUAACCCCCUUCACCCUCUCCCUCCGCGUCAAAUUCCCAAUGGCUCUAAUGUCCUUUUACGCCUGCAUGGCCUUCUUCGUCCUCUCCUCCUGGGAAGCCUUCAUCCCCGUCUACGCCGCUUCCGCCCCGCAAUUCCUCUGGUCCCCGCUCUCCUCGGGGAAUUUCAUGGCGCUGGGCGGGUUGGCAGCCUUUCCAUUUUUGUUAUUGAAUGUUUUCGCGGCGAGACGGGUACAAGAUCGGUGGAUUUUGGUUGGGAUGAGUUUGUUCGGCAUCGGUGGUCUGGCAAUCUUCUUAUCGACGCAUGAAACGGGUAAGGUGACCUAUGCCCCAUUCUUCAUAACCUGGUUCAUGACGGUGCUGGCGUUCAACACCCUCACCUCAAUCCCCGUAUCCCUCCUCUCGAAACAUCUCCCGCCGGAGUGGGUCACGCGGACGAGUAUUAUGGUGCAGAUGAGUAUGUAUACGGGGAGGGUUACAGGUGCUGUGUGGGGUGGAGCAGGGAUGAAGGUGGGGCCUGUUGCUGAGUUGGCGUUGGAGAUGGGGUUGGUGGGGUUGGGGGUUGCGGGGGUGGUAGUCUUGUGGGGUGGGUUGAUGGCGAAGAAGGGCUGA